ACCUGUCCCGCCCUCAGCGAGUGCCGCUUCCUCCCCGGUGCCUGGGCCCAGGCGCCGCGCCGCGCCGCCGAUGGAGCUGGAGGCGCAGUGGUGGACAGGACAGCUGGCGGCCGACAUCCACCAAGCGCUUCGAUACAAGGAGCUAAAGCUGCCCCCUUACAAAGGCCAGUCUCCCCAGUUACACCUGAGAAGAUACUUUGCAGACCUGAUUGCCAUUGUGAGCAACCGCUUCAGGCUGUGUCCUGCUGCUCGCCACCUGGCUGUGUACCUGCUGGACCUCUUCAUGGACCGCUACGACAUUUCCACACAGCAGCUGCACGUGGUUGCUCUGUCCUGUUUACUUUUGGCAAGUAAAUUUGAAGAAAAGGAAGACAGUGUUCCCAAGCUUGAACAGCUGAACAGCUUGGGUUGUAUGACUAACAUGAAUUUGGUACUCACAAAACAGAAUUUGCUUCAUAUGGAGUUGUUGUUGCUAGAAACAUUUCAGUGGAAUCUGUGCCUUCCAACUGCUGCUCAUUUCAUCGACUAUUAUCUUUCUGUUGCUGUCCAUGAGACUGAUCUUCAUGAUGGCUGGCCAAUGGUUUGCUUAGAGAAGACUAAGUUAUACAUGGCAAAAUAUGCUGAUUACUUUCUGGAAGUAUCAUUGCAAGAUCAUGAAUUUUUAAAUUAUGCCCCUUCUUUAGUUGCUACUGCAUGUGUAGCUUCUUCAAGGAUUAUCCUGCGUCUGUCACCCACGUGGCCCACGCGGCUGCAUCACCUCACUGCCUACUCCUGGGACUUCCUGGUGCCGUGUAUUGAGCGACUCUUAAUUGCUCAUGAUAACGAUGUGAAGGAAGCAAACAAGCAGAAAGGACAACAGGCUCAGUCUGCCCAGCACGCCGUGUUUCAGCCCCCAGCUCCCAGUGCCCAGCAGGGCAAUGCUCAGCAGCACCCGCACAUACCACAGUACCUGCAGGCUCACCAGUCCUCCUUGCAGUUCCACCACCCAGCAUCACAGCAGCAGAGCUGCCAGCAGAUACUGUCAUCCGCUCACACAGCCUCCUACCCGCUGCAGAGCUGCCCUGCUGCCCUGCAGAGCAGUGCUCAGGCUCGAGGCCACGUGCAGACGGGCGCUGCCGUGUCCCUGGCUGUGCCGCUGGACGUGAAGCCGUGCAUAAGUGUCUCCUACAACCGGACGUACCAAGUGAACGGACGAUAUUCCUGCAUUACUCCCUGCUUUGAGAGGUGAUAAGCACAAAAUGCUUUUGUGCUUGUUUGUUUUUUGGGGUGGAGAGUUGUGUGGAAAACGGUUUCAUUUUGUUAAACCUCAAAGUUGGAGGGCAAAAAAUUGAAUUAAAAAAGGUGUCUUCCCAGGAAAGAAAGCAACUGGACUGGCAACCGGUACCACAGCUCAAAUAACAGCCUGCAAAAAGUUAGCACACAGACCAUCCUCUGAAAAAGAAUCUGUAUGCUUGGGGAUAAUGCCUUCUUCCUCUGACACUCAGAAUAUUCUGCUUCUAAUGUGUGUCUGUGAAAUACUACUCAAAAAAAAAACAGCUGUGGACUAACUACAGACUUAUCUUUUAAUGAAGGAGAUAUGCAGUAUUAUUUUGAAGACAUUUACGUCAUCCCACCGUACAGUAUUAACACUUACUUUAUACUUACUGAAACUUAAGAAUCCACUGAAUGCCAGACUUCUACAGUUACAUGGAGAUCACAGGAAGAAACAAAUCUCAUGUGGCUAACUCCAUCAUCUUGCCCCUUUUUCACCACUGGUGUUGGUUAUUUGCUUUAGGCUAACACACAUGAAUUAACUGGUGUUUUGGCUAGUUUUUUAAGUUUUGUACCUUACAGGACAGACAGUAUAUUUUUGCCUCUUUUAUCCUCCCUAUCUUUUUUGUGUUUAAAGUAACUCUUUCAUACUAACUCAGGGACUUUUCUACUCGUUACUCUGUGCUGCUGGUUUGUACACUAAUUGGGUUUAACUCGGGGAAGGAAGGCAGAGGGGGAAGAGACUAUAGCAAGUGGAGUGGCUUUUCUUCAGGGCAUCUAUGCAGAGUACCAAAGGGAUAUGUUAGUGUUCACAGAAUGUAGAUGUGAACUACUGCCCAGCAGUGUGAUAAUUGAAGAAAAGAGAGAGUUUCAACUGAACUUGUACUGUACCAGAACUACUACAGUGGCUGUGAUUCCUCUUUGUACACACACACAAACACAUGAAUACUAUUAAUCAACAGAGAGCAUCCUCCAGUUGUACUGACAGUACCAUCCCUACAGAAAAAGUACACUUAAAUGCUGAUAGAAAUCCAGUUCUGUCACGUUUAUAGUGGAGGGAAAUUCUCAGGUAAUAAAGGGGCAACUUUUUCUUCUACUAUUUGGGAGUUCCAGAAGAAGAUGUAGAGAUUUGCUCUUCCAAGUGGGUGGAUCAAAAAUAUUUAGCAGAGUGAACUCCUUCACCACAAGUAAGGUGCUAAUAAUAUAACUUUAUGGAAUUACACUAUCUCCUGUGGAGUGGAUAGUCUGAGGGUAGAAAGCUUCACUCAUCCACCUCUUGGAUGAAAAUUAUGGUAGAGAUAUUAACAGAUGGUUUUUGGGGUCCUUUUG
Molecule: messenger RNA, 2580 nt
Organism: Melozone crissalis (California towhee)
Lineage: Eukaryota; Metazoa; Chordata; Aves; Passeriformes; Passerellidae
Gene: CCNJ
Product: cyclin J
Exons: 5
Coding region: 71-1228 (385 amino acids)
Biological process (GO): mitotic cell cycle phase transition; regulation of cyclin-dependent protein serine/threonine kinase activity
Cellular component (GO): nucleus; cytoplasm; cyclin-dependent protein kinase holoenzyme complex
Molecular function (GO): cyclin-dependent protein serine/threonine kinase regulator activity
Source: RefSeq, a predicted model, not a curated record